AAUAAAUAAUGACACCAUGUGCUAAAUGUGUUGUGAUAUAAAAUAAAUCGUGAUAUUUAAAUAAUGUUCAAAGAAGCUAUGAAUUCUUCGAACGAUUGUGAAAAGUAAUGGGUAAAAAAUUCAACGGUUAUUCAUUGCCAAAAUGGAUGUUAAUUUGUGUAAUUUUGCUGAUGUCCGGUGGUUGGUUUCCAUCAGGAAAGGCUUCGCAGGAGGGAGAAAUAAUUGCAAAAUGGGCAGAAACAUUAGGAGACGAGUUGUGGGAAUUGGGACAAAGAGUUACUAAAGCACCUGAAAUUAAAAAGAGAUAUAAAGAAUUAAAUGCACGUGUCGAACAUAAAGAUGGAGACAGUCUUAUGGAUUCGAUUGUCGAAAAUGUUGGUAGGAUGUUGUUACGAAAAAUGGAAGCCGUAAAAUGCAUCCUUACUACUGCUGAAAAUGUUGCAGAACAAUUUGAAUCCAACAAUACCGAACAAAACUUUACAUAUUAUUCUUCAAAAUACUCACAAGUAAUAUUAGUUAAUUUUUAGAUUGAAGGAGAAGAAGAAAUGGAACUGCCUGAUGGUGUGAGUCAAAAUGAAUGGUUGUAUCGACCAAUGGCUCUAAAUCCUGAUACUCAUUUUUAUAAUAUAUCUGUAAAUACCAAUUAUAGUGCAGUACAUGUACCCACAAAUGUUUAUGAUAGAGGGCCAGUAGUAGCAGAAACUAUACAAUGGUCUGAAGCAUUGGAUGAAGUAUUUGUACAGAAUUAUAAUGCUGAUCCUGCUCUAUCUUGGCAGUAUUUUGGAACAUCUACAGGAAUUAUGAGACAAUAUCCAGCAAUGCAGUGGAAAGAUGGUCAGAAAAAUAAACCGGUAGAUCUCUUCGAUUGUCGUUCCCGUUCUUGGUACAUCGAAGCUGCAACUUGUUCCAAAGAUGUAGUUAUUUUAUUGGACAAUUCUGGUUCCAUGUAUGGAUUUAGGAACCACAUUGCUCGACUCACAGUCAAAAGCAUAUUAGAUACAUUCUCUAAUAACGAUUUUGUGAAUAUCUAUAACUUUUCAAAGGGCAUAGAUGGCGUCGUACCUUGUUUCAAUGAUACUCUGGUUCAGGCUACUCCUGAAAACAUCAGGAUUUUUAAUGAAGCAAUUGCUGAGAUUGUUCCGGAGGGAAAUGCUAAUGUGUCGAAUGCGUUUACGAAAGCCUUUCAACUGCUAGAAUCAUAUCGUGAAAAACGUAAAUGCAGUGCCACUGAGGGUUGUAACCAAGCCAUCAUGCUGGUAACCGAUGGUGUACCAGGAAAUAUAACAGAGGUUUUUGAAAAAUACAAUUGGUUAGAUAAUGGCACCAGAAUUCCUGUCAGAGUGUUCACGUAUCUCAUUGGAAGAGAGGUCACCAAAGUCAAAGAAAUCCAACUUAUGGCAUGUAUGAACAGAGGUUAUUAUGUCCACAUCACUUCAAUGAAUGGAGUCCAACAACAAGUAAUUAAGUAUAUUCAAGUAAUAGCCCGACCUUUAGUAUUGCAAAACGAGGAUCAUCCUGUGACAUGGACUCAUGCAUACGCCGAUAUAACGCAUAACGAUGCCAAUAAAGAUGAUGUCUUGUAUCAAGAAUAUCGGUUGUUAACAUCUGUUGCCAUUCCGGCUUACGACAAAAAAAGUAACCGGGAUAAUAUUACAAGAGCUGCUAAUUUAUUAGGAGUCGCAGGCACAGAUGUCCCUAUAGAGGAUAUUGAUAAACUGACAUUACCAUACAAGUUGGGCGUGAAUGGAUAUUCUUUCGUCAUUAGUAACAAUGGCUAUUUACUGUUGCAUCCUGAUCUAAGACCAGUAUACAAAGGCAUAUUGAAAGAAAACUACAACAGCAUAGACUUCACUGAGAUAGAAAUGAUAGAUGAUGAUCUACCAGCCAGAGUUCUUGGUCCGGAAAUUUUAAAGUUACGGGAUGAUUUGGUAUUGAACAGAGACAGCAAAAUAUUGGAUGUUCCAGUGAGAUUCCAUUACGAUGAUAUUCGCCGAGUAUCCAGAGAAAGACAGGAUUAUUAUUAUGCUCCAUUGCCUAAUACUCCAUUUUCACUUGGUCUAGUUCUUCCACACGAUUAUGGAAACACCUGGAUAAAGGUUGGAGACGAAAUAAAAAGAAAUCAGCACUUAGGUGUGAAUAUAAGUGACUUCUUUUCAAAUGAUAACUGGAAGGUGCAUCCAGAAUGGGUAUACUGCAAAUAUCAUUACCUAGAAGGCCAUGAAUUUAAUACGCCCGAGGAGGAACUAAAGCACUUCUUGAUUAAGAUGAACCAACCAGGUUGGCGUUGGACUCAACAAUAUGAUCCUGAAGAAGGUGACACCAAAGGAGUUCCUGAAUGGAAUGGAUUGAAAGAUGAAGAAGAAGGCGAAGUAAAUUGUGGACGCAAAACUCAUGACGAUGACGAUUACUAUUGCAAUAAGGAACUUGUGCAGCUGUUGGUUUUUGAUGCCAAGGUAACUGACCCCAGUUACAAAUCCAUAACAGCAUGGGUAUAUAAGGAUAAGGAAGAACAGAAUUUAUUUUUAAGAUAUAAUGUGUCUUUACGAUUUGUUGCAACAAUGAGCGGGCUAACUCGAUGGCAAUUUAUUUAUGGAGAAGAUACUAAUGACACCGAUAACGAAUUUGGUGAUUAUCAUACCAAAGCGAUUGAUGAAACCUGGUACAGAAGUGCAGUUUUGCAGCACAGAAUUGACCAAGAAGCAUUCGUUUACUCAGUUCCUUUAGAAACUGAUGAAGUUAAGGAAGACGAUCGUGAUGCUACUGGAAGUUUCCUGGUGACAGCAAGUCAUGCUAUAUUUCCUAGAGAUGGAGGAUUAGAAGCACCGGCCUCGGUAGUCGGUUUCCAGUUCUCGCAUUCGCAUUUGUAUGAACGAUUUAUGAAUAUCACAUCUAACGUCAGUUGUAAUGGGUGUCUAAAAAGCUGCGAUUCCGAGGAACAAGAUUGCUAUGUUAUCGACCAUAAUGGUUAUGUAGUAAUAUCUGAAAACAUGAAUGAUACGGGAAGAUUCUUUGGAGAAGUCGAAGGAGCAGUUAUGGAAGCUAUGGUAGAUGAAAAUAUCUUCGAAAAAGUAGUGGUUUUCGAUCUACAAGGGCUGUGCUUUAGAGAUGUAAUGAUUUCCAGUGAUGGAGAACUACAACGACUGAAUCCCAUGAAGUUUGCGUUGAUGGCAGUUCAAUGGAUUUUGGCUCAGUUCAUGUGGUUGGCGAUGGAAUCUGUAGUUUUAGUUCAAUCUUUGGCUAUGGAUCCAUCUGAUUAUGAUGCCUACGACGACGAAAUUCCAACUCCAGCACCUAGAAAAUUGAGGAAAGGUCAAAAUCAAGAGGAAGAGGAGUUCUUUAGCAGACCCGUUGUCCCAAAAUGGGAACGUCAAGCAUAUUCUUGCGAUUUGCAGAGCGAUCUUUAUCUUUUGCAACAAGAAAAGUUCAUCAGAGGUGACGACAUCAGCGAAGGCGCGAGAAAUUGCUCUAGGCCAUUCUACGUGAAGCGAAUUCCGCACAGUAAUCUAAUUCUCCUGGUGGUCAACACGAUGUAUCCAAGUUGCUACCGUAAGCUAAGUGCAGCUCCUUAUCCUGUGCCUUAUGGCAAUGAUACUGAUCCAGCAUGUCAUAAAUUGGGACUGAAUAGUUUAUCAAGAAGGAGAUUAUCUGGCUGUUAUACUGAACAUCCUUUGGAAUCAGAGAUCGAGGCUUGCGGAUCGAGUUAUAAAAUUUUAUCCAAUAUAGUUUUACUGAUAACUUCUUGGGUUUUUGCUUUACUAUUAGGCGGCUGAAAACAUGAUAGCAGUUACAUUACCGCAGCUUUAUAGAUUAAUAUACUAAAGCCAUUUAAAAUGGCUUGGUAUUUAGUUGUACUAUUUUAUAAAUCAAAUCUUUAACCGACCAAACAAAAACCCUCCUAUUCAAAGCGCCUUACCAAAACCUUUUUAAAUACUUUAUAUAAAUGUUUAUCUAGUCAAUAUUAUUAUAAUAACUUUACUAUAUUAUA
Messenger RNA from Ctenocephalides felis (cat flea), 3985 nucleotides. RefSeq names its product voltage-dependent calcium channel subunit alpha-2/delta-3 (gene Ca-Ma2d). Gene Ontology annotation, cellular component: voltage-gated calcium channel complex. Lineage: Eukaryota; Metazoa; Arthropoda; Insecta; Siphonaptera; Pulicidae. Gene Ontology annotation, molecular function: voltage-gated calcium channel activity. The record is from RefSeq and is a predicted model, not a curated record. The transcript has 23 exons.